AUGAAGAUAAAGAUGAAGGGGGAGAUCAUGGAGGGAGAUGAGAAGCAGCCAAGGAAUGAGCUGAUCCCAGAUCCUGAGGGGCGCUGGAUGCCAUUCCCGCCGUUCCAAAGCACCUUUGCCCAGGCGUGGCAGAAAAACGAGUCUGCCAAGGUCCCGAUCCCCUCUGCGGGGCUGCAUUGGGAUCACUCCGUUCCCGAUCCCGGAAAUCCCGAUCCCGGAAAUCCUGGAAAUCCCGGAAAUCCCGGUGAUCCCGAUCCCGAUCCGGUCCGGGCGCUGCGCCGAUCCGUGUCCAGCAGCAUCGACGUCCCCGGCAGGCGCUCCGCGGCCCCGCUGGACGUGGACGAGAUGGUGGCGGCGCUGGUGCUGACGAGCCUCUCCUGCAGCCCCGCCGUGCGCAGCCCCCCGUGGCCGGAUGGGGACCCCUGGAAGGACGGGGACGUUUCGGACGGGGGCAGCAGCACCGGCAGCGCCAGCAGCGGCCACUGGAGCGGGGGCAGCGCCACGGGCAGCCCCAAAAACUGUGGGGUCAGCGCCACGGGCAGCCCCAAAAACUGUGGGGUCAGCACUGAAAACUACGGGGUCGACCCCGAAAACU
Molecule: messenger RNA, 595 nt
Organism: Malurus melanocephalus (red-backed fairy wren)
Lineage: Eukaryota; Metazoa; Chordata; Aves; Passeriformes; Maluridae
Product: cuticle collagen dpy-5-like
Exons: 4
Biological process (GO): regulation of transcription by RNA polymerase II
Cellular component (GO): nucleus
Molecular function (GO): DNA-binding transcription factor activity; RNA polymerase II cis-regulatory region sequence-specific DNA binding
Source: RefSeq, a predicted model, not a curated record